UGGCGCAAGUCAAAAAUCGCGUCAAAAAUCGCGUCAAAUUUCAAGAUGUUGUCAAUUCUGCGCAAGGCUCGGCUGAAGGAUAAGGAAAUGCGCAUCCUAAUGCUAGGCCUAGAUAAUGCCGGCAAAACGACCAUAGUGAAAAAGAUCAUGAACGAGGACGUCAACAGCGUCAGCCCCACGCUGGGGUUCAUCAUCAAGACGAUCGACUAUGACGGGUACAAACUCAAUAUCUGGGACGUAGGCGGGCAGAAGACGCUGCGUACGUACUGGAAGAACUAUUUCGAGAAGACGGACACGCUUAUCUGGGUGGUGGAUGCGACGGACCGCGAGCGCAUCGACGACUGCCGCAGGGAAUUGAAGGGGCUGCUCCUCGAAGAGCGGCUCAUGGGGGCAAGCCUGUUGGUGUUCAAGAACAAGAGCGACGUUCCUGGGGCAAUGAGCGACGACGAGAUACGCCAGGGGCUCGAACUGGAGGCCAUCACGACGCACAAGUGGACGAUCAAGGCGUGUAGCGCAAUGACAGGGCUGAACCUCGAGGAAGGGCUGGCAUGGGUGAUUCAGGACGCCAGGGAGCGGCUGUUCCUGUUCUGAGAGGGCGGCAGCAAGGAAAGGAAGCGUAGGGAAGCGGGCGGGCGAGGAUCGGGGCUAGCGCGACCAUCAAUCAAACAAGGCUCACACACCGCA
Messenger RNA from Aplosporella prunicola CBS 121167, 684 nucleotides. RefSeq lists its product as uncharacterized. NCBI's taxonomy places the organism in Eukaryota, Fungi, Ascomycota, Dothideomycetes, Botryosphaeriales, Aplosporellaceae. Gene Ontology annotation, biological process: protein folding. Gene Ontology annotation, cellular component: cytoplasm; microtubule cytoskeleton. Gene Ontology annotation, molecular function: GTP binding; GTPase activity. The record is from RefSeq and is a predicted model, not a curated record. Bases 46 to 591 code for a protein of 181 amino acids. The transcript has 6 exons.